UGCGACGAGCUUUCCACAGCCGACUGGAUCACACAUUGCUGCCGGAAAAGCGGCGCGACAAACCGGUUCCGAUACCAUUCGACAGGUUGGCGUGUUUUUGCGGCAAAUGGUUUUCCCCCGACUGAUGAUGUAGCUGAAUGCCGUGCAGUUCGAAACGUUGCCCAGCUGGAUGCCACGAGGGUGGUCGACGUUCAACCGGGCCCUGCUACUGAAGGCGCUCAGAGGUGGGAAAUGGACCAAUUAGAGUCAUCACAACAUUGGCAACCCAGACAGUUGUGAUGCCCCAACUUUCCAGCAUAAACCAAGCGCAAAAAGCGGAAAAACUAGCCGGCAAUGGCCGUGUUGAUCAGUGACUGACCGCGCCCCGCCCACUAUGUCGCUAACCGAUGCAAUCAACGUGACCGCAGCCCAACAGCUGGACAUCAUCGACAACAAGGGCGUCCAGGUGCUGUUCUUCGUCAUCUACACGACGAUCUUCAUCGUCGGCCUCUUCGGCAAUGUGCUCGUGUGCUUCGUGGUGUUUCGCAACAAGGCCAUGCAAACUGUGACCAAUCUGUUCAUCACCAAUCUGGCCCUAUCGGACAUUCUCCUGUGCGUAUUGGCUGUGCCGUUCACGCCCCUCUACACGCUAUUGGGCAAAUGGGUGUUUGGGGGCGUGAUUUGCCACCUGGUGCCGUACGCGCAAGGGGCCAGCGUGUACAUUUCCACGCUUACCUUGAUGUCAAUUGCCAUAGAUAGAUACUUCGUCAUCAUUUACCCCUUCCAUCCGCGCAUGAAACUCUCCACAUGCGUGUUGAUCAUCGUGAUCAUCUGGACGUUCGCCCUUCUGAUCACCAGCCCCUACGGGAUCUACAUGCGACACAUGGAGGAUCCGAGCAACAUCAGCCGCUUUUUCUGCGAGGAAAAGUGGCCGGUGGAACAGUGGCGGCACGCCUUCGGAGUGAUCACUACCGCCUUGCAGUUCCUCAUCCCCUUUCUCAUCAUGGCCUAUUGCUAUAUUUGCGUGUCAAUUAAGCUGAACGACCGCGCCAGGCUUUUGUGCAGGUCCAAGCCGGGGUCGAAGAACAGCCGCAAAGAGGAGGCUGAUCGCGAGCGAAAACGCCGCACCAAUCGCAUGCUGAUCGCAAUGGUGGCGGUGUUUCUCAUCUCCUGGCUGCCCCUCAACGUUGUCAAUAUCUCUAACGAUUUCUACACGGAUAUGAUCAAGUGGGAGUACUACUUUCUCAGCUUCUUCCUAGUUCACCAGCUGGCCAUGUCAUCCACAUGCUACAACCCCUUCCUGUACGCAUGGCUUAACGACAACUUCCGCAAGGAGUUCAAGCAAGUGUUGCCCUGUUUCGACGCCUCUGGUCGACGCGCCCCCUCCACCUGCCGCUUCACCAAUUGGAAGUCCGAACGCACUUGCAACGGCAAUGAAACUCUUGCCAUCAACGAAACCCAGCAGGAAAGCCUGUUGCCGUCGCAGAUCCAUCGAGGCUCCUCGUUCAAGGAGAAAAAGCUGACACCGCCGCCGUUGAAAACUGACAGUGUUGAAAUUGAAAACAUCAUGGUGCCGAAUUCUACAGUGGAAUACGAUUCGAAUUUAGAAGUUGUGAAACUGAACCUGAUUUGCGAGGAGGAUCCGCCUGCCUAUAGCGAGAUCCACAAGACCACCCCGAGUUCGGACUGAGAUUAGCGCGAUCGGCUCGGAUUGCGCCGGCCCGUCAAUAGAUUAUUUAAUGUGCAGUGCCAACCAACAUUAUACCCCCACUAUAUAUGUAUAUAACGAAUAUUUAUAGAAUUAAACAGUGUUUUGUUUAGAAACA
Molecule: messenger RNA, 1805 nt
Organism: Dendroctonus ponderosae (mountain pine beetle)
Lineage: Eukaryota; Metazoa; Arthropoda; Insecta; Coleoptera; Curculionidae
Product: prolactin-releasing peptide receptor
Exons: 8
Coding region: 374-1669 (431 amino acids)
Biological process (GO): G protein-coupled receptor signaling pathway
Cellular component (GO): neuron projection; plasma membrane
Molecular function (GO): neuropeptide Y receptor activity; neuropeptide binding
Source: RefSeq, a predicted model, not a curated record